Grammomys surdaster is the source of this 2587-nucleotide messenger RNA. RefSeq names its product G protein subunit beta 4 (gene Gnb4). The transcript has 10 exons. The record is from RefSeq and is a predicted model, not a curated record. Gene Ontology annotation, cellular component: cytoplasm; heterotrimeric G-protein complex. Lineage: Eukaryota; Metazoa; Chordata; Mammalia; Rodentia; Muridae. Gene Ontology annotation, molecular function: signaling receptor complex adaptor activity; protein binding. The coding region runs from base 78 to 1100 and encodes 340 amino acids. Gene Ontology annotation, biological process: G protein-coupled receptor signaling pathway.
CGCCCAGCAGCAGCGCGGUGGUGGCGGCCGGGCUCGAGCUCUUCACUGGAGACUCCUGAGCGAAACUGCCACGCAGGAUGAGUGAGCUGGAACAGCUGAGGCAGGAGGCUGAACAGCUUCGGAAUCAGAUCCAGGAUGCUCGGAAGGCCUGCAACGAUGCCACGCUGGUUCAGAUUACGUCUAAUAUGGACUCCGUGGGCCGAAUACAAAUGCGAACGAGGCGCACACUUCGAGGUCACCUUGCUAAGAUCUACGCCAUGCACUGGGGAUACGAUUCCAGGUUACUAGUCAGUGCUUCGCAAGAUGGAAAAUUAAUUAUUUGGGAUAGCUAUACGACAAAUAAGAUGCACGCCAUCCCGCUGAGGUCCUCCUGGGUGAUGACCUGUGCCUAUGCCCCAUCUGGGAACUACGUUGCCUGUGGAGGCUUGGACAACAUCUGCUCCAUAUACAACCUGAAGACCCGAGAGGGGAAUGUGCGGGUGAGCCGAGAACUGCCAGGGCACACAGGCUACCUGUCCUGCUGCCGGUUCUUAGACGACGGACAGAUCAUUACAAGCUCAGGAGACACGACUUGUGCUUUGUGGGACAUCGAGACGGGACAGCAGACUACAACCUUCACAGGACACUCGGGUGACGUGAUGAGCCUCUCACUGAGUCCUGACUUGAAGACCUUUGUUUCUGGUGCUUGUGAUGCAUCUUCAAAGCUGUGGGAUAUCCGAGACGGGAUGUGUAGACAGUCUUUUACAGGACACAUUUCAGACAUCAACGCUGUUAGUUUCUUCCCGAGUGGAUAUGCCUUUGCCACUGGUUCUGAUGAUGCCACCUGCCGACUCUUUGACCUCCGUGCAGACCAGGAGCUCCUGCUCUACUCUCAUGACAAUAUUAUCUGUGGCAUCACUUCUGUGGCCUUCUCAAAGAGCGGGCGCCUCCUGCUAGCUGGCUACGAUGACUUCAACUGCAGUGUGUGGGACGCUCUGAAAGGAGGCCGGGCAGGUGUCCUUGCUGGUCAUGACAACCGUGUUAGCUGCUUAGGUGUGACUGACGACGGCAUGGCUGUGGCCACAGGCUCCUGGGACAGUUUUCUUAGAAUCUGGAAUUGAGUGCCAUAUUUUCUGUUCUCCAAUAAUAUGUGGAGAAAUCCAUGCUACAGCCUAUAGCUGUGAGGGGAAAAAAAACAAAAAACUUCUACCUUCUAUUUGCAGAUGAAGUUUUUCUAUUGAGGUGAUUAUAUAUAAAAAGCAGCAUUCAGUAAACUGUAGUUUAUUGAAACUGUUGUAACAAAAAUGGUGGUCAAAGAAACAAUCAAGGCUAAGAUCCCUUGCUGUGGUCAAAGGCCAGGGUAUUCAUUGAGCAGUUGUGUUGACUUUUAACCCGACAGAUUCUUGCUUGUGCUAAUUGUUUCUUUGUGAUUAGAGUGCACACUUUAUAGCAGACAACUGUUUGUGUUUGCAUUUUGUUAAGGACUACCAUUGAACUUUGUAUAUAUAAGAAAUGUCACAUUUUUAAAGUGCUGUCAUGCAAGAACCAGGGCCUGUGAUAGAAGUGAUGCCGUAGAUACCUGUGCUGUCUGAAGGAAGUCCCCUUGGAUUCUGACAUCACAUUUUAACCUGAGAGUCCCCGACUGCUUUUUGAUUAGGAGGGCUGAUAGGUGAGGUGGUUCUGAGGGACCCCGUGGCUGUUCAUGCAUUCUUUGCCACGCUAGGAAUUGAAGUGAGUGCUCAUUUUGAAGGUAAAAAUUUCACUUUAACAUAGGGUACACACUGAAGAAAUGUCAUUACAGUUUAUUACAUUAGAAACUACUGGACACUGGCAUGUAAUUUUUGGUAUUUUAAGAGGCUCAGCCAUUUGAACCAUUGGACCUUGCUGUUAAUUUUUGCAUUCUGAAACGAAGUUUGUAGAAAGUACUAGUAUUUGAGAAGUCUGGCCAAAACCUGACUUGUUCCUACAUCUGAAGACUCUUGCCUGGUGUUCUCUGUAAUAGAAGGAAACAGUGUCUCACCUUUAACAUUUUUGAGAAAGGUAAACUCAUCCACUCAACUGGCACAAAUAUAUAAAUAUAUGAUUUAUAUGUCACACAUAUAUAUGUGUACAUGUAUUUACACACAUAUAUACACAUAUAUAUGAUGGCUUUAUGAACUCUGUGUAAUGUAAAAUCUAUGUAAUGUAAAAACAAGUAUAAAGUAUUUGUACCCUUGAACUUUUACUUUUCCAUUUUUGUGGUGCUGCAGAAAUCCAGGCCUUGUGGCCACUAGCCAAGUACUCUACUUAGUACAGCCCUAGCUCCUCAGAUCAAAGCUUCCUGCUAAAGCAUUGUUUCAAAGGGGUUCAGCUGGCAGCAAAGCUGCACCAACUGUUUGGUAAAGUGUCUGCCACUGGGAUGUCCCACCUCCAAACUGAACAGAUGCCUCUCCUCUUCAGUUUUCUCCUGUAGAUUUAAAUGGUUGACAAUAGCAGACUGUUAUGUCUUGCUGGUGCUGUCUCCUUGGGUUAUUUGGAUGUAUACAAGCACACUGUAAAGCUGCUGCUUAGCAGUUUCUGUGUUAAAGUUGAUCACCUGGAACUGUAACCUCAAUACUUUUAAACUGCA